Fukomys damarensis (Damara mole-rat) is the source of this 2076-nucleotide messenger RNA. It is a transcript of the gene Dnajc18, whose product is annotated as DnaJ heat shock protein family (Hsp40) member C18. Bases 299 to 1249 code for a protein of 316 amino acids. The record is from RefSeq and is a predicted model, not a curated record. Lineage: Eukaryota; Metazoa; Chordata; Mammalia; Rodentia; Bathyergidae. Gene Ontology annotation, biological process: cellular response to misfolded protein. Gene Ontology annotation, molecular function: Hsp70 protein binding. Gene Ontology annotation, cellular component: endoplasmic reticulum membrane. The transcript is spliced from 9 exons.
UCACGUGGGGCCUGCCGGAAGUUGUAGUCCUGCGCCCAGGCAGCCCACGGCACAGAACUACAAUGACCGGCGGGCGCCGCGCUCAGCGCCCCCUUUUCCUGCAGCCCGGAACGCAGGGGAGGUUCAGUGGACCUGAUAGCUGAGAGACGAUUAUGUCGGCCACUCUGGGCAACGGGGAGCGCUGGACUGAAGCCUCCUGAGUGAUAGGAUUAGAGCUUACAUUGAUGCAUUUAGAAGAAACAAAUACCCGGAAGACAGACCUCCUGAGAGUCACGAGCCCUGUGGUUGCUGUGAUUGUAUGAAGGCACAAAAGGAAAAGAAGUCUGAGAAUGAGUGGAAUCAGACCCAGCAGGGUGAGGGCAGCUCCACUUAUACUGAGGAACAGCUGCUUGGGGUACAAAGGAUCAAGAAGUGCAGAAAUUACUAUGAAAUUCUGGGAGUUGCCCGAAAUGCCAGUGAUGAAGAAAUUAAGAAAGCUUAUAGAAAACUGGCCCUGAAAUUUCACCCUGAUAAGAACUGUGCUCCCGGAGCAACAGAUGCUUUCAAAGCGAUAGGAAAUGCCUUUGCAGUGCUGAGCAAUCCUGACAAGAGACUCCGCUAUGAUGAAUAUGGUGAUGAACAGGUGACUUUCACUGCACCUCGAGGCCGACCUUAUAAUUAUUACAAGGACUUUGAAGCCGACAUCACGCCAGAAGAGCUGUUCAAUGUCUUCUUUGGAGGACACUUUCCUACAGGAAAUAUUCAUAUGUUCUCAAAUGUGACCGAUGACAUUCAGUAUUACCGCCGGCGGCACCGACAUGAGAGAACACAGACACGAGAGGAAGAAGAAGAUAAAGCUCAGACGACAUAUUCUGCAUUUAUUCAGUUACUUCCGGUUCUUGUGAUUGUAAUCGUAUCUGUCGUUACUCAACUGCUGGCUGCUAACCCUCCAUAUAGCUUAUUCUAUAAAUCGACACUAGGCUACACCAUUUCUAGAGAAACCCAGAACCUGCAGGUGCCUUACUUUGUGGAUAAAAACUUUGACAAGGCCUACAAAGGAGCUUCUCUGCGUGACCUGGAGAAAAUAAUAGAGAAGGAUUACAUUGAUUACAUCCAGACAAGUUGCUGGAAGGAGAAACAGCAAAAGUCGGAGUUGACAAACUUGGCAGGAUUAUACAGAGAUGAACGACUGAAACAGAAAGCAGAAUCGCUGAAACUUGAAAACUGUGAAAAACUUUCCAAACUAAUUGGCCUCCGCAGAAGUGGCUGAGAGAACGAUUGGUCCCACACAGGGUUGGGGUUUUGUUACUUAUUACUAUUUAUGUUCCUAAUUCCAUUUUAUAAUACAAAAGCAGGAAAUGAUGGACAUUUUCCCAUUUGCUAAUGUUGUCUGUCGGGCAGAGUUGAAGGAAACUGAGCACAGAGCUAGACUGGGCAUAGAGAAGCCCUCCCCGGGCAGGGCUGGUCCUCGUUAUAUGAAUGGCAGAGCAUUUCUCUCAGCCUGCGCCAUGCCGACUUUGCCUCUCUGAAGACAGUUCAGGGCAGCAGAGCACAUCCAAAUCUUUUCCUCCUGUGACUUGUUGGGUUACAGAAAAGCUGUUUUCAGCCAGAUAUUGUGGCCCGUGGCUGUGAGCCUGGCACUCAGGAAGCUGAGGCAAGAAGAUCACUGAGAAUUUGAGGCCAGCUUGGGCUGCUACAUAGUUUAAGGCCCAAACUACACAGUGCUGUCUAAAAAAAAAAAAUCUGUUUUGGAUUUAGGACGGAUGCCUUUUCUUCCUUCUUCCUCCUUCAGUGAAGUCUCACCGUCCAGGUGCUCCUAGGCUUAUCCCAAGCAGUUUCAUGUUAUUUACAAUUAUUUACAAUGUCUGCCAAGAAUUAGACUCCUUUCUUUGGAAUUAUCAGCACCCUGAGGAGUCAGCCUUUGGAACUUAUUCCUAUUCAACUAUCAAUUUCUAAGGGGAAUGUGGAAAACUAAAGCUGUUCAGCCCAUAGUUUUCUGUUAUCCCAUUCUCUGUUCAGUCAAAAAACAUUAGCAAACUGCCUGAUCUGAGGUUCUUUUAUUUUCUUAAUCCUCUCUGGCAGAAGGUCCAGAAAAAA